This is a messenger RNA of Dioscorea cayenensis subsp. rotundata (Guinea yam), 867 nucleotides long. Its product is annotated as salutaridine reductase-like. The record is from RefSeq and is a predicted model, not a curated record. Lineage: Eukaryota; Viridiplantae; Streptophyta; Magnoliopsida; Dioscoreales; Dioscoreaceae. The coding region runs from base 1 to 867 and encodes 288 amino acids. The transcript has 6 exons. Gene Ontology annotation, cellular component: membrane.
AUGGAAAGCAAGUGCAAGCCAACUGAAAAGAGGAUUGCUGUUGUGACAGGAGCCAACAAAGGUAUUGGUGUAGAGAUUGUUAGACAGCUUGCAAACAAUGGAAUCAUGGUCAUAUUAAUAGCAAGAGAUGAGAAAAGAGGAACUGAAGCUGUUGAGAAGCUAAUCAAUUCUGGUGUUUCCGAUGUUUUGUUUCAUCAACUUGAUGUUUCAGACUCUUCCAGUGUUGUUUCUUUAGCUCAUUUCAUCAAAACAAAGUUUGGCAAACUUGAUAUCUUGAUAAACAAUGCAGCAAUUGUUGGACUUACUAUACAUUCAAAUUCUUACACAGCAGUAGAAGAAGAAGAACUAGAAAAAUCUGAGGAAAAAGAAAUGAUCAAGUUGCUCAAGAGAAUUUCUAUGUCAACAGAGAUAUAUCAGAAUGCCGAAGAAUGUCUGAAUAUAAACUACUAUGGCACCAAAAGGAUGACCGAAGAACUUAUUUUUCUUCUCCAAUUAUCGACUCAAUUGAAAAUUGUAAAUGUAUCUUCAAUCCUUGGAAAGUUAGAGCAUUUUUUGAAUAAUGACAAGAUUGUCGAAAAAUUGAGUGAUACAAAUGGAUUGACUGAAGAGGAAUUGGAUAAAAUGCUAAAACAUUUUCUAAAUGAUUUCAAAGAAGGAAAAUUGGAAUCAAAUGGGAUAAUUGCGAAGAAAUUUCCGACAUUUUGUGUUAAUAGUGUUCAUCCUGGAUUUGUUAGAAUAGAUAUGAGUUGGGGUCUUGGGACUUUGAGUCCUGAAGAAGGUGCUAAAGGUCCUGUAAUGCUAGCAUUGCUUCCUGAAGAUGGUCCUUCAGGAUGUUAUAUUGAUGGAACAAAAAUAUCAUCUAUUUAG